AUGACCGAGACCAAGCGGAGUGACGACUUGUCCGAGUUGAAUAACAAGGAAUUGGAAAAAAAUGUCUCAACGCUUGGAGAGAAAAUUGACCAAGUUGACGAACUUUUGUCUAUGCUUUCAUCUCCAGAAUUUGAGGAUAAAUACAAUAAUUUGGAUGCAGCAAACAAGGCACAGAUCGACCUCUUCAAGACCUACACCAUCAACUCAUUGUUCUGGGUGUACUUAAAAACGAAAGGAAAAAAUGCUACAAGCCAUCCUGUUAAAAAUGCACUAGGUAGGGUGAAAGAACAUUUGGACAAAGCCAAACAGUUGAAGGACAGAGCGGCAGCACCAAGACUGAAUCAAGGUGUUGCGAAGCGAUUCAUUCGAAGCGGACUGUGGGAGCCUAAAGACCAACCUGUUCAGCAAAAUGGAAAAAACCAUAAAGUGUUUGGGAAGAGGAAGCGUGAAUAG
Messenger RNA from Cloeon dipterum, 453 nucleotides. RefSeq names its product Ribosomal RNA processing 47 (gene Rrp47). NCBI's taxonomy places the organism in Eukaryota, Metazoa, Arthropoda, Insecta, Ephemeroptera, Baetidae. Gene Ontology annotation, biological process: regulation of gene expression; maturation of 5.8S rRNA. The record is from RefSeq and is a predicted model, not a curated record. Gene Ontology annotation, cellular component: nucleolus; exosome (RNase complex). Gene Ontology annotation, molecular function: RNA binding; DNA binding. The coding region runs from base 1 to 453 and encodes 150 amino acids. The transcript has a single exon.